CCGCGGAGGGUCAUGCAGCCGCCGGGGUGCGCCGUUCCGUGGUCACCUGGGUCUGGUGAACUGGGAGCGAAGCGGGUGCACUCACAAGUUAAAUGACUGGCGGGGAGCUCCGAGCCCUCGGGGGCUGGAGGGGAAGUGGCUGGGCGGAGCUGGCCUCGGUCCGCGGAGAGUGGGUGCGCGCUCUCUUCGCAUCACUCUCCAGGGAGGCCCGGCUCCGGGUUUCCCAUGGUCCCGGAGAAGGGGAGCGAGGGCCGGGCUCCUGACCUGCAGGUCUCAUGGCGGGCGCUCCCUGCAGCCAUUCAUUGCCUGAAGAAGGUGCUCUGUGAAGGUGCAAGGUCACAAGGUGUAAUCGAGGCUUCUGGGCUCUUUCUGCCUCCUGCGGUAUUGUCUCACUUCUCAGCGGCCUUGAUUGGAUUUUAGGAAAGGUCCAGCUCACCAGGCACUUGAACCUUGGGACCCCAAGAGCAGAUUCCAGCUAAUGGAAAAGUGGCUGCUACGCCCAGGUGGAAACAAAACCAUCCCAGUGAAGGAAAAAGCAGAAGCCUCCAAGGACAGAAAUCACACCUGGAAGAACAUGUUUCUGAACUGAAAUCCCUAGGAUUUUAAGGCUGAGACAGAAUUCCUGAAAGGAGCAUAUUCAAGAGUUACUGGACCAGAAUUUUCCUCUCCAGGAGAUUGGUUUCAUUCAAGGACCUGACUGCGGACUUCACCCAGGAGGAGUGGCAGCAGCUGGACCGUGCUCAGAGGCUCCUGUAGAGGGAUGUGGUGCUGGAGAACUACAGCAGCCGCAUCUCGGUGGGGUAUCAACAUUAGCAAACCAGAUGUGAUCUUCAGACUGGAGCAAGGAGAAGAACCAUGGACAGCAGAGGAAUUCUCAAAUCAGAACUACUCAGGGGACGCUGAGACUUAUGGGAAACGGAGUCCCGAAUUUGAUGGAUUACCGGGAGGAGAGGGCAGGGAACUGGUCCCUCACAGCUCCUUCGGCGCAUGUGCAGUUCUCCUCAUUGUUCGCCCGCUCCCUGGUCUCCAGCUUCGCGCGGCAGAUAAUUCCGGAGCCUCCCGGUCUACGCAUUGCUCAGUGAGGGGUCCUGCACGAAGGAUGUGCGCUACAGCUCUGCCUUCACAGUUCCCUAAACUUUUCCAGGAGCAGGAGAAAAUGAACACAGCCCAGGGAUCGGUGUUGUUCGAGGAUGUAUCGGUGGACUUCACCCAGAAGGAGUGGCAAUUGCUGGACCGUGCUCAGAGGCUCCUGUACAGGGAUGUGAUGCUGGAGAACUAUGGGCACCUGGUGUCCCUGGGUCACUGUGUUUCCAAACCUGAGCUGAUACUCAAGUUGGAACGAGAAGAACCAUGGAUAUUAAAGGGACAACUCCCAAGUGAGAGCCACCCAGAAGUCCAAAGAACCAAUAACAUAAAAGAGAUAAGCCAAGAAAAUGAAGAUAAGUAUUUGAGGCAAGGUUUAUUCAUCAACAACAAAACAUUGACUGAGGAGAGAAAUAAGACCUUCAGAGAAACACUUAAUAUGACCACAAAUCCAGUGCCCUCAAAAAAAGGAUCCUAUCAAUGUGACCCAUUUGUAACAAACUUGAAAAGUGUUUUUGAAUUAGUUAUUAGUAAUAGAAGCAGUGUGAGAAAAAAAUCUAAUGAUUUCAAUGGAUGUGGAUUCCUUACUACUGUGCAUGAGAAAACCCAUACAGGGAACAAGCCCAGUGAAAAUGAUCAAAAGAGGAAAUCCCACAGGCAAAUUGAGGACUUUAUUCAACGUCAGAAGAAUUCAGCUUUGGAGCAAUGUCUUGAAUAUAAUCAUUGUGAGAAAGCUUUUCACAGAAAAACAGCCUUUGUUGCAUGUAAGAGAGCUCAUACAGGAGAGAAACCCUCUGAAGGUAACAAAUAUGGACAAGCCUUCCUCCAAAAGUUAAAGCUUGGUGCUUGUCCAAGAACCCUUAAGGGAAGAAAACCACACGAAUCCAGUAAAAAUAGGAAAUCUUCAUGCUUGAAGUCAAAACGUGCACAUCAGAGAGCUCACUGUGAAUGUAACAAAUUGGGGAAAUCUUUUAGCGAGAAGUCGAACCUUACUCAACAUCAGAGAAUGCACACAGGAGGAAAACCUGAUGAGUAUAACAGAAGUGAGGAAGCCUUGCAGAAGUCAUCCCACACUCAAAAUGAGCGAACUCAUACAGAAGAGAAAAUCUAUGACUGUAACCAGUGUGGGAAAUCCUUCCACAAAAAGCCACACCUGACUCAACAUCCGAGAACUCACACAACGGAAAAACCCAGUAAGUGUAAUGAUAGUGAGAGAGCUGUGAAAAAAGAGUCCUACCUCGCUCUAAAGCAGAGAAUUAACAUAAGUGAGAAAAGCUUUAAAGGUAGUAAGUGUGAGAAAUCCUUCCACAAGGCUUUGAAACUCAGUCAACAUCAGAGAACAUGUUCGGGGGAACCAAAUAUUGAGUGUAGUGAAAGUGGGAGGGUCUUAAGUAAGAAAUCACACCUCACUCAAAAUCAGAGGGCUCACAAAGGGAAGAAAACCUAUGACAGUAAUAAAUGUGGGGACAGCUUCCCUAAGAAACCAGACCUUUCUCAACAUCAGAGUGUGCACACAGGAAAAAAGCCCUAUGAAUGUAGUGAAUGUGGGAAGUCCUUUUUUGUAAAGUCCAACCUCACUGAGCAUCAGAGAACUCACACAGGAGAAAAACCCUACAAAUGUCAUGAAUGUGGAAAAUCCUUCUGCCAGAAGUCAGCCCUCACCAUACAUCAGAGAACUCACACGGGAGAGAAACCCUAUAAAUGUAAUGAAUGUGGGAAAACCUUCUGUGUGAAGUCAAACCUUACUCAACAUCAAAGGACCCACACAGGAGAGAAACCCUAUAAAUGUAAUGAAUGCUGGAAAUCUUUCUGCGUGAAAUCCAACCUCAUUGUACAUCAGAGAACUCAUACAGGAGAGAAACCCUACAGAUGUCCCGAAUGUGGGAAAACCUUCUAUGAAAAGUCAGCCCUCACAAAACAUCAGAGAAUUCACACAGGGGAAAAACCCUAUGAAUGUAAUGAAUGUAGAAAAACCUUCAGCCAGAGGUCAGCCCUCACCAAACAUCAAAGAAAAAAACAUAAGAAGAAAACUCCCACCAACACUCUCCAUGUGGAGAAGCCAUCCUCUGCGGUUCAUAGCCGUUGAACAUCAGCAAAAUCACAGGGCAGAACCGCUUAGAUGUCAACGCACGUAGGAAAGUCUUUAUCAAUAGGUUAGAGCUAAUUGGAAUUAGAGAAGUAAUAUAGGAGUGAAAUAGGAGCUCUCUGUGAAUGCUUUGAUUGUGUGAAAGCUCUCAAGAAGUAGUCAAAGAUAUGGAAGGCAAAUGUAUUAUUUUAAGGAAUAUGGAUAAAAAUGUUCUUGUGGGAAAAUGUUCUUGUGGAAAUAGAAGUCGUAUUUCAGAUGUGAUACCAAACUUGUUACAAAAAAAGGUAGUAAAAUAUUCAGUUCUUAAUAGAAUGUGAAAGUGGAGCUUUUGUCAGGAAUAAGUUAAGGUCAUUGGCACAACAGUGUUAAAUAUAUAUGUGAAGAUCUUCUGAAGUAUAUGGAUAGGUAUAUAGUACAUGAGUGUGUUAUAUAACAUGAAUUACGUGUAUGUUGGAUUUACAUAGGGAACCUACCUCUCUCUGAAUCUCAACAAUACAGUAUAUAAGUGAAAAUUGAACAGUGACAUAACCUGUGCCUCAACAAUUGUACUUCUAGAUACAUACCCUAAAACAACUGGGUGUUCUAAAGGGUGUUUGGAAAUACUGGGAUGAUUAGUUGUCACUAUGAUUGAGGGUGCUUCAGGCAUUUAGUGUGUGGGAGGACCAAAGAUACCCAAUACCCUGCACCAUGUCAGAGAAAGGACAGGAAAAGGGGCUCAUCCAGGAUGCCAGCAGCUCCAUCACAGGAAAACCCUGCCCUAAAGAAAGUCUUGCACAUCCGCACCAACAGACAUGUACAAGAAGGUUCAUUGCAACCUUUCAGGUUUUUGUAAUGACAAUUGAAAAAAAGAGAAAGUAGCAAAUGUCCAUUAACAAUAGACUAGAUAAAUAAAUAUUGGUAUGUUUAUACAAUGGGAAUAACAUACACCAAUGAAAAUGAACCUCAGUUAUACAUAUCAAAAUUAUUAUCUUAAUAAUGUUUAAUAAAAAAGGAAACUAUAAAUACCAUGUUAUUGCAUUUAUAUAAAGUUCAAAAACAAAGAAUUCAACAGUACACUAUUGA
This is a messenger RNA of Balaenoptera acutorostrata (minke whale), 4231 nucleotides long. It is a transcript of the gene ZNF334, whose product is annotated as zinc finger protein 334. The transcript has 9 exons. Bases 761 to 3169 code for a protein of 802 amino acids. The record is from RefSeq and is a predicted model, not a curated record. Gene Ontology annotation, biological process: negative regulation of transcription by RNA polymerase II. NCBI's taxonomy places the organism in Eukaryota, Metazoa, Chordata, Mammalia, Artiodactyla, Balaenopteridae. Gene Ontology annotation, molecular function: DNA-binding transcription repressor activity, RNA polymerase II-specific.